CCCCCGGCGGAGGCGGUCCCGCCCCCUCCCCGGCCCCGGGCCAAGUGGCAGCUCUCGCCAACGGCCGCACGGCGGGUGGCAGCUAUGGCAGCUGAGGCAAAUGUGUUUCUGAGGGCCCGGGGCAGGACGCUGACCGCCUUCCGCCAAGAUGAUGAGUACAAAUGGAAGGGGCCCUUCUACUUCAUCCAAGGCGCAGAUCCUCAGUUUGGACUGAUGAAAGCUUGGGCAACUGGAGACACUAAAAAUGGAGAUGAUGAAUGGGAGGAAGAAAUCAAAUUAGCAGAACAAGCAGUGCAGGCCAUUAACAAACUAAACCCUAAACCCAAGUUCUUUGUGUUGUGUGGAGACCUUAUCCAUGGAAUGCCAGGCACUCAAUGGAGAAAGGACCAAGAGCAAGAUUUAAAGAACGUUCUGAAGAACACUGACCAGGACAUACCAUUGGUGUUCGUGAGUGGAAAUCACGACAUUGGCAAUACUCCCACAAGAGAAACAAUAGACAACUACUGCAAGAACUGGGGAGAUGACUACUUCAGCUUUUGGGUUGGAGGUGUUUUCUUUCUUGUGCUGAAUUCUCAGUUAUACUUUGAUUCUUCCGAAUGCCCCGAGUUGAAGCAAGCCCAGGAUGUGUGGCUCAAUGAGCAACUGGCUGUGGCUGAAAAACAGAAAUGCAAGCAUAUAAUAGUGUUUCAGCACAUUCCUCUGUUUCUGAGAAAUCCAGAUGAAGACCAUGAUUAUUUUAACUUGGAGAAAUCAGUUCGUCAAGAGAUAAUGGAAAAAUUUCAUAAAGCAGGCAUUAAAGCUGUAUUUUCUGGACAUUACCAUAGGAAUGCUGGGGGAUCCUACAGAGGACUGGAAAUGGUGGUUUCAUCAGCAAUAGGAUGCCAGCUGGGAGAAGACACACAUGGGCUUCGAGUGGUUGUUGUGACAGAUGAAAAGAUUGUUCAUAGAUAUUACAGUUUGACUGAGCUGAGCAGCCAAGGCAUAGAGAAAGAGCUGCUAGAUAUGCUUGCAAAGCAAAAUUAGGCUAUGUCAAAUGAUCUUUUUUUUUUCUGUAUAGGACUACAGCUUCAGAAAGUUCCCCCAGGCUGAAGAUACAGAUUUCUCUCAAUUUGUUAUCACCCUAAAUAACAAAAAAAAGUUGUUGGCAGGUUUCUCUCUUUCAAAACAAGACCUGUGAGGAAUGUGGAAGAACAGUAGAACUAAUGUGGCAAUCUAUCAGUGAAAAGAAUUGUUCUGAGAAUUUUUACUUUUUCUUUCCAACAAGGAAGUCUUAUCCAGCAGUGUAUGAAAGAGUGAAAGUUGUAGCUUUUGAAGAGCCCUUUAAGUCAGGUCUGUUUUAGUUUUAUAGUUCAUAAGAUAUUUUGAAAUCAAUACAUUUGGUCAUUUCUAUUGCACUCUGGAUAAUAAAAAUGGGGCACUUCUUAACUCUAUAAAAACACAUCUCUAAAACUCUAAAAUCAAGAGAUUCCCACUGACUUUUAGCAACCUUUGGAUCAGAUCUUGUUACCUAGAGGUUGUAUUUUUGCCCAUUUCUCAUACAUUAUUUUCUUAUCUCUUCAGAGCCAGCGGCAACAGGAAAGCAGUCUGUCACAGCCUGGGUUCCCUCCCAUUAUAUUCUACUUUUAUACAAUGAAAAGUCUAUAAAUGAAGCAUAUAUAGAUGCCAUUGACAGAAGCAGAAUAUUUUUAAGUUUAACUGCCAUUCAGUAAGCUUAUACUCUUGCUACAGCUUCAGAAGUUGGAAUAAUUGUAUGGGGAGAAUAUUCUCUGUUGUUAUCAGAAGUCAUGGUGACUUCUACAAAUGUUUGAUAACAAAAUGCAACUUAAGAGUGCCUUAUUGUAAUGUAAUACAACAUCAAGUGUUGAGUAUAUUUUCUUCACUGGAAAAAGUCUUUUAAAAUAAAUUAUAUAGAAAGAAAUGUGCAAGCUGCAAUACACCUAUUUUUUAAUGUCUCUGAUUUGUUUACUGUUAAAUGCACAGCCCAAAAAAGUCUUCAUGUAAUUAACACAUACCUGAUUUUAUUUUCUGAGUAUUUUGUUGAGCACAUUCCAAUCCAUGCCACAGGUUAUCCAGAAACAGACACAGAGCAGCUUUAGCACCUGAAGAGAGAACACAAACAAUAUUGGCUGAGAAAAUAAGGCACUCUGUCCCUUUUGUUUAGUCACAAACAACAUGGUUCCCUUGAGGAACAGAUACUUAAAUAUGGCAAAAGGGAUGAAAUGCUGCACUGAAAAGUCAGGUUCAUUACAUUUUAGUCACAUCAGUUUAUCUUGGAGGCUCCUUCUAGCUUGGUUUGUGGCAUGUGUGAGAUUCUAAAAUCACCCCUGUUGCAUUUCCUUGUGAUGGCAACACAGCUGUAGCUAGACAGCACCAAAUGUGGACUCCUGUCCCAUGGCAAUAGCCUAAGCAGAGGUAACAUUUGAUUCAGAAAGAAAGAAAAUUCUUUUGCAUUUAUUCUCCACCUGAUUUUGCCUAGCUGAACAUUUUCAGUCUCAUUUUCAAGGGAACACCUGGGAAAUGAGAAAGGCUAGAUUACUUUGAAAUAUGUAGGUACCUAAGUGCCCAGUUUCACUGGAAGUUAAAAGCCUCUACUUGGGUAUCCUUUAAAGCACUACUUUUAAAAAUUGGUCCUGUGUGACUGGGAGCUAUUUCGCAAUCACAGCUAACUGACAGUUUCAAGAGUGAGAUGAUUCUGGUUUACAUUUUGCAGAGGGAAGUCUCUGUAUGACUUAAAUCUUUCAGUCCAUUUACAUUAUAAGGCUGAAGAAGUUCAGCAGAGGGACCUAACUGUGAAGCUUGGGAAGAGUGAAGCACAACUUUGGGAGGAAGUCUUUCCACAAAUAUGAGAAUGUUAAUAGCAGUAGUAUAGAAUGUUCUAAUGUUUUAGAAUUACAAUGUACUAAUAUGCAAAAGAAAUUUUAAUAUAAGCAUGAUUUUAUUUUUUUCCUGCUUUUUCCAAGUGUCAUCUCACUGUAAGAAAGUCUGUGGCAUUUUGUUAAGAGGAUAUCACUUCAGCACAAAGCUGGAGUUGUGCUAACAAAAAUAAAGGUUUCUUUAUAUCCCAAA
This is a messenger RNA of Pogoniulus pusillus (Red-fronted tinkerbird), 3066 nucleotides long. It is a transcript of the gene CPPED1, whose product is annotated as calcineurin like phosphoesterase domain containing 1. The record is from RefSeq and is a predicted model, not a curated record. NCBI's taxonomy places the organism in Eukaryota, Metazoa, Chordata, Aves, Piciformes, Lybiidae. Bases 85 to 1023 code for a protein of 312 amino acids. Gene Ontology annotation, molecular function: hydrolase activity. The transcript is spliced from 4 exons.